AUGGACCACCCUCAACAGUAUCUUCCUGAGUCUUUUAAGGGUGCCUGUGGAAGAGUCGUCCAGCACCGAAGACUCCAGCAACCCAGGAAGAAAAACGGCCCGUUCAAAAGGAGGGGAAUUGAAAGGUGGCAUAGAGCCGUGUCCACUAACUUAGUAAAACAAAAUGUAUUGGUCCCCAAAGAGGAAUCAUCUGCUGAUAGUGACACGGAAUUUCAUGAAAGCCAGCAAAACCAAAGAAAAAAUGUGAUGAGAAAAGUGAAGACGGUUUUGGGAAGGGUGCUGUCCUACAAAUGGAGAAGCAAAUGGGCAAGUGUUGGUAGAGGGGUCUCCACUAACCAAAAGGAAUCCUUUCUUUCCAACACACAGAGCCUUCUUCCCAGAAUUGUCAAGGAGCUUCCAGCCCCCAGGUUAUUUGCAAAACAAAGAACAAGAAAGCUGUCGCAGAAUGCGACUAUACAACUUGAUGUUGUAGAAGCAGAGACAGAGGAGAUAACCCGAGGAAAUACACUGCUCCGGGCCAGGAGGACCACCAAGCGGUUAUCGGUGACGUCCCUUCCUUCAGGACUGCAAAAGGUUCCGUAUUCAUCAAAAAAGAGAUCGCACUUUCCAGCACUUAAAAAAAAGAAACAUAGCAUGGAAAACAUCCUCCGAAGAUCAGAUUGGACAGUAGGAAAACUUCAGAUGCAGGUGGAUGACCUCAUAGAGACAGUGACAGAUAAAUCCAUGAAGUUAUUGGCCCAAAGACAUGCUGAGCUUCAACAGUGUGAAUUUCUAGGGGACGAAAUUCUUCAGUCUUCGAAGCAGUUCCAGAGGAUGUCCAAGAGAACCAUGAGGAAGUAUAAAUUGAAAAAUGUAUGUUUCCCAUGUACUUGCUGCUGCUUCUGACUCUGUUCCUGACUGCGUUAAGAGUUAUCUCUAUAGGAAUUCUUAUCUUUUGGUACAUAAUCCUGAAUAAAUCUCUCUAGUGAAUUAUCAGUUGGGGAGAUGGAAAUUUCUUAGAAUAUUCUGCCCAACGGUCUUUAAAAAAAUCCUUUUUUGAACAACUGAUUUUUAAUUUUGAGUCCAUGUUAGCAAAUUUUUGCUUCAUAAUUCUUAUUAAUAUUGGAAAACAGAAACAUUUAUCAGGGCAUAGCAAUUCUGCAAAGAAAUUUCUCCCAGGAUUUGCCAGAUGAAAUUAGAAGCAUUUAAUGGUAUUAUGACA
This is a messenger RNA of Lontra canadensis (Northern American river otter), 1201 nucleotides long. It is a transcript of the gene CUNH3orf49, whose product is annotated as chromosome unknown C3orf49 homolog. The transcript has 5 exons. Lineage: Eukaryota; Metazoa; Chordata; Mammalia; Carnivora; Mustelidae. The coding region runs from base 1 to 885 and encodes 294 amino acids. The record is from RefSeq and is a predicted model, not a curated record.